GAUCCCAUCUCCCACCCCCUCCUGACCAUCGAGGUACUCUCCUCGUACUGUAGCGCGUGCCUGCCUAUGCUAGGACGAAUAGAAAAUAUAAGAAGGAGAAGGCUCGAUUGGAAGUUCCCCCGUUGCCUCAGUUAAAUCCCAUCCAUACUUUUGUGUGUUCAGCGUUGGUUUGCCUGCAGGACGGUACACCGCUUCGACGUCCUGACCUUCCUACUUCCUGUCAUCUCUGACUUUGCUUUGUUCGCUUGUCUCCUUCUCUUUCCCUAUCACUGGAUACCUUACUUUCUUGCCAAACAUAUCCGUCGCUUUACCAAACUCGAGCUCGAUAAAGACCUGAUCAAAAUGGCAUCAUCUCCCGCCGUUUCCGUUCCCAUCAUCGACACCCAUGUGCACCUCUAUCCCCAGUCCGAGGUAGAAACCUACCAGUGGUACGCUGAAGACAAUCCUCUCGCCAAGCAGCACUCCAUCCAGGAAUACCAGACCGCCACCGGUGCGCCUGGCAAUCUUCAGGGCUACGUCGCAAUCGAGGUCGACCGCAAGAACGACAAUGCUAAGGAUUGGACUCACCCACUACAAGAGAUCGCAUGGCUUCGCCGCAUCGUAACCGGCCAACCGAAGCCUGGCGAGGGCCACACGGCUGACGAUGGCCGUGAUUGUCUCGGAAUUGUGCCGUGGGCGCCGGUUGUAUUGGGCUCUGCAGAGUUGGAAAAGUAUCUCGCAGCUGCGGAAAAGGAAGCCGGGCCUGAAACAUGGGCCAAGGUGAAGGGUUUCCGCUACUUGCUGCAAGAUAAGCCCAACGGAACAGCCCUAAGUGACGAUUUUAUCGAGGGCCUGAAGCUGCUUGGCAGAAAGAAGUUCGUCUUUGACCUGGGUGUUGACCAGCACAAAAGAGGGAGAAUCCAACUGGAGGAGGCGGUAGAAAUGAUCGACCGUGCACACGAAGGUGUGGACGAGGAGGACAAAGUGGUAUUUAUCCUGAACCACCUUUGCAAGCCAGAUCUAACCAUCGUCAACGUACAAACGGAUCCCUCAUACAUCGCCUGGCGCACCGCCAUGUUUACUCUCAGCAAGUGCGACCGUACCUACAUGAAACUGAGCGGCUGCUUCAGCGAGAUGCCCGAGUUUUUGAGGGCUCGCCCGGCCGAGGAAAUUCUCUCUGCUAUCCUACCCUGGCUUGCCGUGGUGAUAGCCGCCUUUGGGCCCGAACGCAUCAUGUUUGGCAGCGACUGGCCGGUGUGUACUCUAGGCCUUGGUGAUGAAGCCUGGAAGAAGUGGCGCAGAGUGGUGGAGAUGACGUGCCAUAUGGCUGGCUUGGGACCCGAGGCUCAGACAAGGCUCUGGGCGGAAACAGCGAGGGAAGCGUACAAACUUGAUAGUCGUCCGGUCUACAAAGUCGUAGACUUAACGAGAAGCGACGAAUAGAGGCGGACCACUGAAUAUCAGGUUUAGUACCACCACAAACAGGAAGGCUGGCUUCUUCCUUGGUCGAAAUUGUGUCAUUCUUUCAAACCCCAACGCUUGAAAGGCAAUGUCGGAUUCAUGACUUACAUGUGAGGAACGUUAUCCUCUCAGAGAAGCGGUGCUUAGAACUCAAAACGAAGGGAUAUUCUGGAGAUAUGGACAUUUUACGUAUAUUCAUGUUCGGACGCAAAUCUUCUUGCGCUUGAUUAGCCUUUUGGCAUCACGACGAACUUAAACAUAAUUUAGCGCUUCUGACGACCCAGGAUUGGAAGCCUUUUUACAUAAAUACAUGUGUGGGAUGCCAAACUCCCCUAUACAGCAG
Neurospora tetrasperma FGSC 2508 is the source of this 1783-nucleotide messenger RNA. RefSeq lists its product as uncharacterized. The record is from RefSeq and is a predicted model, not a curated record. Gene Ontology annotation, molecular function: hydrolase activity. The transcript has 2 exons. NCBI's taxonomy places the organism in Eukaryota, Fungi, Ascomycota, Sordariomycetes, Sordariales, Sordariaceae. The coding region runs from base 343 to 1422 and encodes 359 amino acids.